GAGUGAGUGAAGGCAUCAUGUCGCUGCCGGAUCUCUCUUCCCUGAGCCUGCAGGAGCUCAACGAGCUGCUGGAGGAUGAGGGGAAGCUGAAUAAGAUGGCGGAGGGGAUGGAAGAGAAUGGUUGUAUUGCGCAAGAAUCCUGUCCAGCGUGUUGUCUUUGCCAGCCCCCUGCAACAGUAGAAACCAACAGAACUGCAGAUGUAAAUCAGAAGUUGCUGGAAAAGCCCAGCAGCCCUGACAGCAUCCGUGAAGAAAAAGAUCAGUUAAUGUUUUGGGUCUGCUGACCCUUCUCAGAACUCUGCAGAGAUGCCAGUAAUUGAUGCAGAUGCCCUGAUCCUGUGAAUGAAUAAUUUUUAAAAAUCCAGAUGAUUGUAUGCAUGAUGAAACAUUACACAGCUGACUGCACAGGAAUGGGAGAGACAAAUGUAUUCCAUCUUUCAGUUAAAGCAAGAGUACGGAAUAUACAGCCAAAUAAAGACAUGAGCCUUGCUAGUAAUCGUAGCCUAGCAGAACAGAAUCUGGAAUAUCACCCCAAAUUGGACUGUUUGAAAAUCCAAUUAAUUAGGAAAUAUCAAGAACUACAGACACUAUUUGAAGCAUAUCAAAUGAGGAAGUCAAAAUUAGAUAGUCAAUCCGGUGGGACUUCACUAGACAUACUACUUGCACUGCUGCAAACAGAAGGAGCAAAAAUUGAAGAGGAAACUGAGAUCAUGGCUCAGGAGUUUCUGGAUGGUGAAAUGCCAUUGGACAUUUUCAUUGAGCAAUAUCAGAAUAAAAGGAAACUGGCUCAUCAGCGGCGGGUAAAAAUUGAGAAAUUGCAGGAGAUUGUCUUAAAAGGACCGAGGCUAAAUCAAGCACGGCUGCCACAGCUACUGAAACAACCUGAGCCAGUACAAACAAAUCAGAACUCGUACUCCGCAGAGUCAAACACUCCCACUGUCAUGCCUAGGAGGGUUCCACCACCCCCACCUGUUCAACCAGGUGCCUUUCCCACUCCAUUCACAAGUGCGGCCCUGGGCGCGGAGUCGGUACCUCCUUAUCCAGUACCUGCUGCUUUCCCUCCUAUCCCGCCAAGAUCUGGAAACACUGCUCCAAGUUCCACAUCUCAAUUAGGUCAUCCACUACAGUACAGGCCACCUUGUCCUCCACCAGUCGCUCAGAAAGCUGGACAGCGUCCUCCUCAACCAGGCUUUAUUUUGCAGUAAUUUUAUUAAAUGGAGUCCAUUGCACUUUUUGUGUAGGUGCUUUUAAUUCUACUGAAAUAUUCAGUGUCUCUUAAAGCAUACAUGACCUAUAUUUCUUUGAGGAGGGGCUUACAUCUUUUGUGUUGGGAAACUGCAAAUCAGAAGUUUUCUUCCACAUGGCAUCUUUCAUAAGAAUUUCAGAAAAUUAUGUAUAGCAGCAAAGUUCUAUUUUGUGCAAACACUUUUUGGAUAAAAAGUUCAGAUGUAAUGGGGCCUUUACCCCUCUAUUUCAAUUUUGUAACUCUUCGAAUCUGUUGCACUUUUUGGAUUGAGGCCAUCAGUAGAAAUUUACUAGAUUCAACUGAUGCAAAUCAUUUACAAAAAAAAAUACAAAUACUCUCAUAAGAAGUGAAUUAAAAUUUAAGAUCAGACCAGUAGCAGACAGUUUCUGGAAUUUUAUAGAGCAAAGUUGAUUUGUUCCUGAAAAUUUAUAUUUUUCAGCUUUUAUAUACUAAUGAUCCUCCAUAGACUGACCCUGGCAGGUCAAGGUAUGCUAGCAGUUUUGAUUCCUAUAGGAAGGGUCAGGUGAGGACACUGAAGAUGACGCCUGUGUGACUUUAUGAUUUGGGUAUGGGGUUUUUUCCACCCCUUUGUUGAAUCUGUUUUUGAAGGAAGGAGGCGUUUUACUAAUCUCCAUUCAUUCAAAUGAAUGGAGUAAAUUAAUUGAAUACUGAUUUAUUUUUCACUUCAGUGUCAUGUUAAGUUUCUUAACCAGCUGUGAUCAGUUAAACAGGAUUGGCCAAAAUGUUGAAAUAUUGGCUUGUCUUAUCAAUAUAUGUACCAGCCACUUUAAAUCUUUACAAACCUGUGACUAAACCGUACAUUGUUCUCUUUAGACACUUUUGACUUUUUGCUUUAAUUAUAAAGCUUGAUUUAAAAUCUUGUCUUAGCACCAGGAAUAAAAGGAAUGUAUCACUUCAACUGUUUAUAUGCCCAGCUUUUUGAAGUCAAUGAAUCUGAAUGUCAGACUUAUCACAAGUUUUUUUUGCCUCACCUAAUCUACAACUAAGUAUCCGUCUCAUGUUUUUCUAUUGAGAGUUACAGGAGCUGAAUUCUGUUUUAAACUGUUACCCUGUAAUGAAAUUCAUUUAAAUUUGUGUAAGUAUAUCGUGUUUAAAAAUAGUUAAAGGAAGACUGUCAGAUGACUCUGUUUCACCCAGAUGAAUUAAGAAAACUUCAAAUUUUUUAAAUCAGUCAGCUGCAUUGCACAGUUGUCUCUUCUACCUGAUCAAUGAUGCAUGUUAAGUGGUUCCAUUCAGGGCUAAAAGCAAAUGGGCUACUUCAUUUAUUUGCAGACUCGACUCAAGGUAUCAUAUGGCUGAAUAUUGAGUCUAAACAUAUGUUUGUAAUGUGCCUUAGUAAUAUUUGUCAUAAGGGACCGUGGGAAAUGUUUUACUUUGUAAACUUGUGAUGCUCAUGCAAGCAGUACUUUUAAUGAAAUGUAUGCAUUUUGGGGAAAUGGAGUUGGAAGAGGAAGGGGACAGUUGAUGGUAAUCAGGUUAUUUGACUAUUUAAACUAGUAGUGUGCAGUAUGUUUAAUAAGAAGACUGUAAUUUCCUAUUGUUGUUAAAAUGGAAAAAAAUUAGUUGGUGGUAAGAUGAUUCCUUCUGUGUUAAAAUGUGCUAUUGCAAGUAACUGACAGUUCAAUGUGUUUUGUUAUGAUCUUGAAGUUGAGUGUUGAGUCGCGAAAUCUCUGGCACAUUUUGCCAUUCACAACUCAAUCAAAUAACCUGGCAACAUCUUUAAGCUAACAAUUGAGCAGUUUGUUUGAGUAUUUGAGAUAACUUGGUCAAAUUGCUUAAGUUGGUUUGAAAGAUUAAUUGUCUGCUGCAAUGUCUUCAUCAAAAAUUGGAAGUGGUUCUUAUGAUUGUAACAGUGCCUACAAUAGGAAAAACUCAGCACUUCAAUUUCAAAUGUUUUUUCAAACUGAAAUAUUUGACAACACACUUUUGUGAAGUUUAUAGUUUAGAACUGCUUAUUAAUUGUGUAGUGGGUGAGCUACAGAAAGUUACCUCAGAAUAUUUUAAUCAUUCUAGUAAUAAAAUACAAAGUACUAUAAA
Stegostoma tigrinum is the source of this 3304-nucleotide messenger RNA. RefSeq names its product vacuolar protein sorting-associated protein 37B-like. The record is from RefSeq and is a predicted model, not a curated record. Bases 366 to 1205 code for a protein of 279 amino acids. The transcript is spliced from 6 exons. Lineage: Eukaryota; Metazoa; Chordata; Chondrichthyes; Orectolobiformes; Stegostomatidae. Gene Ontology annotation, biological process: ubiquitin-dependent protein catabolic process via the multivesicular body sorting pathway; protein targeting to vacuole; protein targeting to membrane. Gene Ontology annotation, cellular component: ESCRT I complex.